This is a messenger RNA of Acanthoscelides obtectus, 6659 nucleotides long. NCBI's taxonomy places the organism in Eukaryota, Metazoa, Arthropoda, Insecta, Coleoptera, Chrysomelidae. The record is from the annotation of a GenBank genome assembly.
UUUUCUUGUUGUAUAGUGUUUUUCACGUGAACAUAUUUUCCAAUUUUAUGUUUUGAUUUCUAUUCAUCACAAAUGCUGCUAAAUUGAAUUUUCCUGACCAUAAACCAGAGAAAAUAUUUUUUUCAUAUUCGGCUUUUAGGGACUUUUGCUACUAUGACGUGACCACUAAAACGGCUAACUUCACUUAAUCAAUCCGCUUGCCGUUUGGUGUCAUUUCAUGUGUUCUGUUGUUGUGAGCGUCCCUGUUUACCAAAAAAAUGCUAUAAAACUGCUAAUUUCGCCAAGGAGAUCUGCAAAAAAUGUCACGUUAAACCAGAAAUGAUACAUUUGUAAUGUUUAUGUUUUCAUUUCAUAAGUAUUCUUUACAUAUUUGUUGAACAGACUGAUCUACCCCAACAUCAUAUAGUCGGUAGUUACAUUUUCACUUCACAGGCGGACUGAACUGUGAGUGUCAGAAUGUCCGAGAUAAUCUACCCAUCAGGAUGUCGCCCAAUCAGCGACGACCUAAACACAGAUGAGCUCAUUAGACGUCUAAAGACCCUGGCACACACCCUCCAAGCUAUGGGACAAGAUGAUGGCGCUUAUAAACAGUACAUACCAUUGUCUUUGCAUCUGGUUGAAGAACAGUUCUUAAAUUAUCCCUCAAGAGAUGUACAGUUGCUUAUUGCCUGCUGUAUUGCUGACGUGCUUAGGGUGUAUGCACCUGAUGCACCAUACAAGGAUCCAGAACAGGUGAAGACAAUUUUUCUCUUCCUGAUCACGCAACUUUCUGGCCUUAAAGACCCAAAAGACGCCGCCUUCAAAAGAUACUUCUAUCUCCUAGAAAACUUGGCGUAUGUGAAAUCAUUCAACAUGUGCUUUGAACUGCAAGACUGUCAGGAGAUUUUCUGUGCAUUGUUUCAUCUUAUGUUUAAUAUAGUAAAUGACGAACAUUCUGGCCGAGUGAAAAGUUUCAUGCUAGACGUUUUGAGUCCAUUGAUCUCUGAGAGUGACAUUGUCAGCAAUGACUUGUUGGACAUUAUCUUGAUAAAUAUUGUGGAACCAAACAAGACUCAACGUAAAAAUGCUUAUUUUUUAGCUAGGGAACUGAUCAUUAAGACAUCCGAAACCCUUGAGCCGUAUAUACAAGCCUUCUUCAAUCAAGUGCUUAUACUGGGAAAAGAGGAUAAAAACCUCCAGAUCUGCGGCAAAGUAUACGACCUCAUCUACGAACUAAACCACAUCCGUCCUCAAAUCCUGAUCGCAGUUCUGCCUCAAUUAGAGUGCAAAUUGAAGAGCCCCAUGGAAAAAGACAGGCUAGCUGCUGUGGCUCUCUUGGCCAAAAUGUUCAGCGAAAAGGACUCUGAACUUCCCAAGCGACAUCCAGCUCUGUGGAGGGCGUUUCUGGGCAGAUUCAACGAUAUCAGCAUAGAGAUAAGGACGAAAUGCGUGCAGUACUCGAUGCAUUUUCUGCUGAAUCAUCCGGAUUUGAGGAAAGAUAUCACGGAAACGCUCAAAAUGAGGCAGCACGACUCGGAAGAGAACGUUCGAUAUCAGGUGGUCAUGUCCAUUGUAACUACUGCUAAGAACGACUUCCAAGUGGUUUCUGAUUCUGACGAUUUGCUAGAAUUCGUAAAAGAGCGGACAUUGGAUAAAAAAUUCAAAAUUAGAAAAGAAGCUAUGUCCGGCCUAGCGCUCAUAUACAAGAAACAUCUCAGCGAUCCUGACGUGCCGAACGCCACAAAGAAAGCAGUUACAUGGAUCAAAGACAAAAUACUGAAUGGGUAUUACAUGUCAGGGAUGGAAGACAGAUUAUUGGUGGAACGUCUUUUGAACACGUGCUUAGUACCAUAUCAACUACCGGCGGCGGAACGGAUGAAGAAAUUGUACCACCUUCUGGGUACUGUCGACGAACAUGCGACCAAGGCCUUUAUGGAGCUGCAAAAAAACCAGUUGUGUGUUAGAAAAUUGAUGUUGGAAUUUCUGGAGUUACAUAGGAGACCUGUCCAAACGGUUGAGGUUGCUAAGGAGUUGGCCGCAAAGAUACAAGCAUUGUCAAGGUGCCUACCAGAACCAGUGAAGGCCCACGAGUACCUGAGCAAAUUCAGCACGCAUCUGAAACGCGAUCAUGUCCUCCUGGAACAGAUCGAGACGAUUUCCAGACCGUCGGUCAGCUGUAAAGAAUGCAGUGAGGCUACGGCAGCAGUGCUGCGAAAACUCGGAUCUCCAGUUAUGACAAAUCUUUACUACAACAUUGUCAAGUUGCUUUUGGAACGGAUCAGCUCAGUGAUGGUCGACCAUGAAGCUAUCAAGAUACUUAUAGGUUAUGUUGAAGAUUGCCUGCGUGGCGGCAACACGAUAGAAGAGAUAGGCCUGCAUCCAGCAACUGCGGGCGAUCGAGGCCUUCGAUUAUUGGUCAUGCUUAGCGUUGUCUUUCCUUCUCAUUUCCAACAUGAAGACGUGCUGGAACACUUGCUGGAUCUCCUGAAGUUGGACGAUGAAGCUGUCGCUCCUUUGGUUCUGACCAUAUUCACUUUUCAAGGGAAAUACAGAUGCUUGAGUGAGCAAUUCCCCGAGUUGAUGGAACAAUUAGCGCCGAUUUGCGUGGAAUUUGCUCAAACGGGCACGCCGAAACAAGCUAAAGGCGCGAUACACUGCAUCUACAGGAACAUGCCCAACGUGCACGACCAACUGUUCCCCGCCAUUUUGGAAACGGUGAAGAACAAUCUGACGCCCGAUUCGCCGCAUUACAGGACGGCCAUCGUUACGUUGGGACAUAUCGCGUUCAAUGUGCCCGAUAAGUACAAGGUGCAAAUUAAGAACAUUGUAUCCAGGAAGAUAGUAAAAGAGCUCCUGGUAAAAGAAACGCGAGAAUCAUCCGCGGAAGCCCCAGACCACGCUGGUUCGUGGUGCACCGAAGAGGAGCUGCCUGAAGAGACCCGGUGUAAGAUCGAGGGAUUGAAAACAAUGGCUCGGUGGCUGUUGGGGUUGAAACAAGACGCGACGUCGGCCCAGAAGACGUUCAGGAUGUUGAACGCAUUUAUAUUGCAUAAAGGGGAUCUGUUGCAGACGGGCAGGUUGAGCAGGGCGGAGAUGUCGUGGCUCAGAUUGGCUGCUGGUUGUGCGAUGUUGAAAGUAUGUGAGCAGAAAGGUGUCGGCGACCAGUACACUGCCGAGCAGUUCUACAAUUUGUCGACGCUGAUGAUGGACGAAGUGAAACAAGUUAGGGAAAUUUUCGCUAGUAAACUACACAAAGGCCUGAAUAGGGGCUUACUCAGCAAGUGCCUGCCACUAGAUUUUAUGGGGUAUUACGGAUUAGCUGGCAAGGAACCAGAAAACCGGCUCAGAGCUACGAUCCGCAACUACAUGAUAGCGGAUAUCAACAGGCGGCGGGACUACGUCAAAACAUUGAUGAUGAAUUCUUCGCAAGCCGAAAAAAGUUUCAGUCAGAUGCCGCAUAUACUGCCAGACUACAUGUUAGCCUUUGUGAUACCAGUGCUAGCACACGAUCCACAACUCACCAGUUGGGACGAUGUGGCUGCCUUGACGCGAGCCAAACAGUGUUUGUGGUUUGUGUUGGAACCUUCAGUUACGAAAAAUGACUACUUCAGCUAUGGAUUCUACAAAAACCUCAUCGAGAGAAUGAAAAAUCAUAAGGACGCUGUACGACCAGAGGACGAUUCUAUGAACUAUAAACUGUGGGCGCUGUGCGACCUAGCCUCCGGCCUCCUAGUAACCCGCGCUACCAACUACGACCUGAAGGAUUUCCCUGGGGAGACGCGAGUACCAACGAUGUACUUCGCCCCCCAGCCUUUGGACUUUGUCAACACCCGAGUGUUCCUGCCGCCGAAACUUCAAUACCAGCCCAACGUGAAGCCCAUCACGUUGUCAAUGUUGAAUUGCCAACAGGACAAUAGGAAAAAGUCGCAGAGGAUCAAGAGAACGGAACCAUGCGGGGAGGACGGGACUGAUGUUCAGCAUACACCCUUGAUGAGAGGGAUAGAUGCUCAGCCCUCUGAAGCCUCCGAUACGAAGAUCCAACUACCAGGCAUGGAGGAAGAGACGGAAGAGCCCCCGAUCAAAAAGUCGCGUGACAAACUCGACGAGAACGAGAGCGAAGAGAACGAAAAGUGAUCGUAUACGAGUCACCGCGACCAGUUGUACAUAAAAUACUAAAGGGGCAGUGAGUGACACGCGUUCGUAGUGUGUGAGAUUGCAGGGCGUGGAUGAGACAUUUAGUGGAAAUACAUUUUGGCCGGAUUGGAGAAUUGGGUUGGCAUGGUGGCUUCUGUGACAGCAAUUAAAGAUUGAUGAUAGAAAAGCGGUGGGUUAGCCAACAUAAUCAAAAUCUACAAUAAGGCAAUCUACGGAUAUGCAGUCUUACAACAGGCUGGCAUUAUGACAUUCUCGAUCUUGUUGACUUAUUUGUAGGUCGAAAUUUGCCCCUGUUAUUUUCACAGUUACAUCCUCCAACAUCCUUAUUAUGUAACUGCAACUGUAACAUUGGAAUUCCUUAUAUUACAUUGCGAUUGUAAAAUUCCUACCGCGCACACUGGCCUGUCUAGCUGUAUGUCUUGCCUACUAAGCUACAAAAAGUCUCAAAGAUCUUUCCUUCAGUUUUUAAUGAUGUUUUUUCCCCAAAUUAUAGUCGCAGGGGUGACCAUGUCAAUUAAUAAGGUUGCUUUCAAAAUGAGAUGUGUGAUAAGAAUGAAGAAUAGCCUUACAGUACGAUUUUAGUGUAAGUGGUUAGAACAUUUCAAGGGAUAUAUGAUUUUUGUUUUUGGUAUUCAGCCUCUAAUUUUAAGGUUGAAACAUGCAGAAUGCGGUAGAAGUUGUAUAAUUGUGUUCUUCAGCAAAAAAUAGUUUCUUGUUUCCUUGGUAGAGUUGUGUUCAUAAAAUAAUCUGAUAAUUUCAAUUUGUACCCAUUUCUAGUUACGAUUACGUCAGUUAUUUGUCAAAAAUAUACUUCCUGUUUUGUUACGAAAAUAAAGUAAUCUAUGAAUUAUUUCUGGAUCUCCUGUGGAGCUUAAGCAAAACACAAUUAUACGUACUUCUACAUUAACAUUGGAUGUAUAAAGUAAUGUAAAUCAUAUGUUAUCAAGUUUACUAUCAAAUUCACUGGGUACUCAGAACAGGUUUUAACCAUCCAUCAAAACGUAGACUGAAAUUGAAUUUUUUGGGCAUGUUUGUUGUCAAAAUGUUUGUAACAUAGUAUUUCAGAAGUAUCUUCAUUUGUCCAACGUUUUUUGAAAUCAAUGACGUUAUAGAUGGACAUCUAGCAACGUUGAGGAAGAUAGCUUUCUCGAUAUCGUCUAGUACAAAUGUUCAACAGGAAUGAACCAGCUGAACUGAUACCUUUUCUGCUGGGCGUUUAUGAGAGAGUUGGGUUUCUCCUUCAAAAUAUAGCUAGGUCUCACACUAUUAUUUUUUUAUUGUUGAUAAUUUAUUUAUGUAUGUUGAUCAGAGCGCGAAUUCUAGUUUGCUUUGUCUGUUGAGUUAGCUGGACAGAAAGAUCACAUAGUGUAAUGUUACGAUAUACUGCUCUAAUGACUCAAACUCGAGGGAUUCGAAAACCUUUGCCUUUUUUGAUGCUGGAGUUUGAAGUUAAGGGGUAACACCAACCGAAAAAAGCAUUGCUUUGCCAUUUUUUGGGAAGAAGUGGUGAUAAAAUAAUAAUAAUGGAGGAAGUUAUCAAGUAUAUGAAUAGCAAAAAAGAAAAUUGUCAGAAAUUGUGAAACAUCACAAAUAUAAUUUUUUUCAUUCGGAUUUUUCGGUUUUUAAAAUAAAAUUUGAAAGGCAGUACUUGGGGGAUUUUUUGAUAAAUUAACGAAUCGGAUGUAAAACUUAUCGGUAAUAAUUUUUCUUUUGUUACUGAACUGUGUGCUCAAUAAUUUCCUCCGAUAUUAUUUUAUUCCCAUUCCUUCCACAGAAAAAACAUGACAAAAAAUCACUUUUUUGGACGUUUCAGUGGUGUUAUCAUUAAUGCAAUAAAUUUAAUAUUGAAUCUAGGACCAAAGUCAUACUGAAUGUUCCCCUACUGACUCUCCAGACCGUAAUUUGCUUGACUCUUUUUUUUUUGUUUUAGGUAGUAUUUUUGUUUUACAGGUGUACCGUGAUGUAUUUUUUUCAAUUGGACAAGGACUCUAUACGUAUUUAAAGAUGUAGUCGUGAUGAGAGUACACAGAUUCCUGUAAACCUAUGUAAUAGUUAUAAGGUUUUGAAAGUUAUUUUUAUAAUGCCGGGUGUAUCGUUUCUACAACUUGCUGACAUUAGUCUGUUUAUUAUUUAUUUAUAUUCGAAUCGCACUUUUUCAAAUAAUGUUCAGCACCCUUUUGACGUAAAAUAUAGCAACUUAGUUUUACAAAAAUCAUUUGUCAAGCUGGGUUGGGGAAUUUUACGUGAUAAGGGUGCAGGGAGGCGUUUUAUUGUGUCUCUUAUACAUUUCUUAUUGAUUUGUUGAGGAUUAAUUAUACCGCCACUGAAAACGAUGGCAAAGAAUAAUUUUGUUCAAAUGUAGAGUUUAUAGGGUUGAUUGAUUCCAGUUUUAGAAUCUAUUUAUGAAAUUUCAUCUCAACUUGUAUCACAUGAGUCAUAUGGUUGUUUAGUUUCAAUUUGGUACAUAUUUUCUACUAAGCAACUUAACUGUACAAAUAUUACUUUAAUAAAUAAUUGUCUACCAG